GCAUGCACAAACCGCGUCGGCCGGCAGAUGAAGCAUGCCGACAGACAGCGAGACAAAGCCGGGUGACCCGGGCCAGCGUGACGGGCACCGGCAACCGUUCCUGAUCGGUGUGGCCGGGGGCACGGCCAGCGGCAAGUCAUCGGUGUGCAACAAAAUUAUGGAGCUGCUGGGCCAGAACGAGAUCGACCACCACCAGCGCCAAGUGGCCAUCCUCAGUCAGGACAGCUUCUACAAGGUCCUGACCCCAGAGCACAAGGCCAAGGCACUCAAGGGCCAGUUCAACUUUGACCACCCAGAUGCGUUUGAUAAUGACCUUAUAAUUGAGACCCUGUGGGACAUCAAGGAAGGAAAAACUGUCCACAUUCCUGUUUAUGACUUUGUCUCCCAUUCCAGGAAGGAAGAGACGGUCACGGUGUACCCUGCCGAUGUGGUGCUGUUUGAAGGCAUCUUGAUGUUCUACUCUCAGGAGAUUCGAGACCUUUUCCAAAUGAAACUGUUUGUGGACACGGAUGCAGACACACGUCUGUCGCGCAGAGUGCUGAGGGACAUUAGUGAACGCGGCAGGGACCUGGAGAGCAUUCUAGCCCAGUACAUGAACUUUGUGAAGCCUGCUUUUGAGGAGUUCUGCCUGCCAACCAAGAAGUACGCUGAUGUGAUAAUUCCUAGAGGAGUUGAUAACACCGUUGCCAUUAACCUGAUUGUCCAGCACAUCCAGGACAUCCUGAAUGGCGGCCUGACCAAACGUCCCAACGGGUGGAUCAAUGGAUACGGGUUCAUGAAGCAGCAGCAGCAGCAGCAGCAGCAGCCCGGCGUGGAGUCCAGCAGCCGGCCCCACUGACCUGAAAUCAAGUCAGCCUCUAAGUGCUCUUCUUCUUCUUCGUCAGUGCUGAGGAUCACCAGUUAGAAACUGUAAACGUCUUCCAGCGGUCUGAUUCUCCUCUGACUAAAGACAUUUGUAAAUAUAGAGAAUUUGAUUCAAGCUUUUUUUUCUGAUUCCAGUUUCCUCGUUUAGGUUUGAACUUCAUGAUCCAAUUUCAGUUUGAUUCAGGGCCAGAGCUGCUUUACAACAAAAAUGGACUUGAAUGUGUUGUAAAAUCAGAAAUGGUGUUCUGCUCAACCAGUCUGCCUAUUCUUCUGAUAUUAGCAACACAUUUUCACCCAAACAUUGUCCUCUGAACAUUUUCUUCUUUCAUAUUGGUUCUCGGAUGUUUGGAGCAAACGCUUGUUUUUUUUUGUCUCUUAUUGUCUUUCUUCACUUGAAGUCUUCUGGGUAACAAAUAUGUCCAUAUAUGCAAGUUAAAGUUGAAAUAAGUUGGUUUUAUUGUUGCAUUUGUUUUGCUUUAUCUGUUAAAAUGAAUUUUGAGACUGGUUAAGAAACCAGUUUCCCCCUAAGGUCCUCUGAUUUAACUGGGACCAUUGUGUCUGAAACACAGAUGGUUUUUGUCUUUACUUUAUGAACCAGCUGCAGAUGUUUAGUUCAAAAUGAUCUGGACUCAUUCACAAACAAUCGGAGCAAUUCAAUUGCUUCCAUAUUCUGAUGCAGACUUUCUUUUAUUAAAAGGUACAGUCAUUAAGUUUAAUAUGUCUGAUGUGGAAAGUUGCUGUAAAUUUUCUAAUACAUUUUUGUACAGAACAUUUUCUAAUCUUCUCAGGUACUCUGCUGUUGUUUCUCUUCAGGUUAGUUUUGUUUUACUGUUGAACUGAGUAAAAUGUCACCUGUUAUUGAAGCUCUCACUUUUUCACAAACAUUACAGUUGAACUCACUUGGGCUAAGUUGCAGUAAUCUGUCAUAUUAAGUUAUUUUCGUUAUUGAGAAUGCUUUAAACGCUGCUUGAAAAACUAUGAAGCGCACAGAAAAAUGGGUUGACUCCAAGUCUCUUUCUUUUUUAUAAUUCUUGUUUGAAUAGCUAAAGGAAAUGUUGCAUGCUUUAUGGGGUAACUAUUCCUGACAGAAAUAGAUUUCUGGCUUCUUUGUGGUCUGAAUUGGGAGUCUGAUUUAGACCAACACUUCCUCUCCAUUAUUUUUCCUCUAACUUUUUGCAUAAAAGUGAAAUACAUGCUGCGAGUUCUUUGAGUAUGUUGGCAUUACAGGAUUGUUUCUCUUUAUCAAAACAAGUCAAACUAUCAAAUUUCAGUUCAUUUUUAAUUUUUUAUUGAACUAAAACUGGUGAAAAAUGAGUUUUUUCUGAUUUUCAACAUUUUACUGGGGCCAGGUUAAGAAAAAACCAUAUUAUGAGAAAAAACGUUCUGACAGUUGUCUUAAGAAUAAACUGUUAUGAGAAGUUAUAAAAUGACCAGAAUAAUGUCAUAAUAUUAGAAAAGCUAAGUAUUCAUUUUUAAAAACAAUUAAGAUGAGGAAUGUUCAGUUUAUUUUGCAAAUAAGGAAAUGAUUUCAUCUUUUAACACAUCAGCAUCAAAUGAUGGACUUUGAAACAAUAGUGCAAAUAACAGCGUUGCCAAGCUGGUCACAUAAGAUCUUGAUGACUAUUGAUUUUUUUUCUCAAUAAAAUAACUUUUUCUCACAAUAUUACAA
Poeciliopsis prolifica (blackstripe livebearer) is the source of this 2533-nucleotide messenger RNA. RefSeq names its product uridine-cytidine kinase 2a (gene uck2a). Bases 35 to 838 code for a protein of 267 amino acids. The transcript is spliced from 7 exons. NCBI's taxonomy places the organism in Eukaryota, Metazoa, Chordata, Actinopteri, Cyprinodontiformes, Poeciliidae. Gene Ontology annotation, cellular component: cytosol; cytoplasm. The record is from RefSeq and is a predicted model, not a curated record. Gene Ontology annotation, molecular function: kinase activity; ATP binding.